CAAACAGCGCAGUUGCAAGGUCAAAGCCGAACUUUCAUGCGCAAACACAGACAGCAAAGACAGUGCUGCAUCUCUUCUGCAACUCUUCAUCUCAUUAUUCCACUCCACAAACAUCAAACAGAGCAAUACCAUACACAAGGAUGUUCUCUCAGAUCGUUGACCAAGUUCCACCAAUGAAAUCUGAAAUGAUCGAUAUGAGCGCCCUCAGCGAAGACUGCAGCAUGAGCAAGUCUAGCAGUCGUCGCUCGAUCAAGGAAAUCGUGUUUGGCCGCCGGAAGACUCGAGCUCGUCGUUCGACCUCUUUUCCUGAAACACUGAAGAAGUCUUAUCAGAUGCAAAUCGAUGAAGAAAUUGCAACUUUGAAGAAAGAUCUGCAAGAGCUAACAUCACUCCAUGGUCCUCUUGCUGAAUUCCAACAACCUGAUGACUCUGAUCGAACACGCACAAACAUGUCCGCUUCUUGGACAGCCUUCCGACUCCGAAGAUGGUCAAGUUCCUCGGCUUCCUUGACACCCACAGUGUAAGCGUUUUCUUCCAGGGUCUUUAGAAAGCACUGGGAUGCACCAGGGCACCAGCAGCUGCACCAGCCAACUCACCAAUGGACCUAUCGAGAAUUUUGCUCCCUCUCGCUCAACUCCUCCUUCCGACAUCUUUCUUCCGAGCUAAUGGGUAUCAUGUACCACCACAACUCCAUGCACAGAUACUACUAAAUUAUGUAAACUAUCCUAUAAACCGAAAACUCAACUGAUUUCCCUUGUUUCAGCCUGUACUAUGCACCUGCUUGAGCGCACUAUUUGCAGUCCAAUCGGCUUCCUUUUUCUCGCACCCCGCGAGGACACCUAGCUAGCUAUGCAUAGCUAGCUGGUACGUGGGUGAGCUAGACAACGUCGUAGACACGGACGGUUCCGACAUCGCUCAGAAUCCCAUCAAAGGUAGAGAAUGGAGCACCUCCGGCAACCCGGGUGCCAUUCGAGUUUAAGGCAACUGACCAACCAAACAGGUC
Seminavis robusta is the source of this 1003-nucleotide messenger RNA. NCBI's taxonomy places the organism in Eukaryota, Bacillariophyta, Bacillariophyceae, Naviculales, Naviculaceae. The record is from the annotation of a GenBank genome assembly.